This is a messenger RNA of Saccharomyces mikatae IFO 1815, 1407 nucleotides long. It is a transcript of the gene UTR2, whose product is annotated as chitin transglycosylase UTR2. The record is from RefSeq and is a predicted model, not a curated record. The transcript has a single exon. Gene Ontology annotation, molecular function: glycosyltransferase activity; hydrolase activity, hydrolyzing O-glycosyl compounds. NCBI's taxonomy places the organism in Eukaryota, Fungi, Ascomycota, Saccharomycetes, Saccharomycetales, Saccharomycetaceae. Gene Ontology annotation, cellular component: fungal-type cell wall. Gene Ontology annotation, biological process: fungal-type cell wall organization; carbohydrate metabolic process. Bases 1 to 1407 code for a protein of 468 amino acids.
AUGACAGUCGCUAAUACCUGGCUAAUUUGUUUAGUCAGUGUUUUUUCAUUCAUACUACGUGUAGAGGCUUCUACUUUCUGUAAUGCUACUCAGGCAUGUCCUGAAGAUAAACCAUGUUGUUCACAAUACGGUCAAUGUGGUACUGGUCAAUAUUGUUUGAAUAACUGUGAUGUAAGAUAUUCGUUUAGCCAUGAUUCAUGUAUGCCAAUACCUGUCUGUAAAAGCUCAUCCACUAAAUUCAAAGAUUACUCUUCUAAGUUAGGAAAUGCCGAUAUUUUCUUAGGUAAUGUUAGUGAGGCUGAUUGGUUGUAUACUGGUGCCGUUUUAGAUUACGAUGAUGAAGAGAGUUUAAUUUUGGCGAUGCCCAAAAACAGCGGUGGUACCGUCCUUUCCUCCACAAGAGCUGUUUGGUAUGGUAAAGUUAGUGCUAAAAUAAAGACUUCACAUCUCGGUGGUGUUGUCACUGGGUUCAUUUUGUAUUCCGGUGCUGGUGAUGAAAUCGAUUACGAAUUUGUUGGUGCCGAUCUUGAAACCGCUCAAACUAAUUUCUAUUGGGAAAGUGUUUUGAACUACACGAAUUCUGUCAAUAUUUCUACCACUGAUACAUUUGAGAACUACCAUACUUACGAAUUAGAUUGGCAUGAAGAUUAUGUGACAUGGUCCAUUGAUGGCGUCGUCGGUAGAACAUUAUACAAGAACCAAACUUAUAAUGCUACCACUAAGAGUUAUCAAUAUCCACAAACUCCAUCUAAAGUGGAUAUUUCUAUUUGGCCAGGUGGUAAUUCUACCAACGCACCAGGUACUAUCGCAUGGUCUGGUGGUGAGAUCGAUUGGAAUGCAGCAGACAUCAAUGAUCCGGGCUAUUAUUAUGCCAUUAUCAAUGAAAUCAAUAUUACCUGUUAUGAUCCCCCAAGUACUGCGAAAAAGAACGGUACUUCUGCCUACGUCUAUACUUCGUCCAAUGAGUUUUUGGCAAAAGAUAUUGCUAUCACCGAUGACGAGGUUAUGAUGGACACCGAUGAGGGAUCUGGUUUGGACCCACAUAAGGGAGCCACCACAUCCUCUACCCAAAAAACGUCAUCUUCAACAUCAACCUCUUCCUCCAAAACCUCUUCUGAUCACAGUACUUCAACAAAGAAGAACAGCAAAAGUAGUUCUACCGCGUCGUCCUCAUCCUCAUCCUCAUCAUCUUCUGGUACUACAAAGAACGGAGAUAAAGCUGUUUCCACUACAUCCACCUCUGCAACUUCUCACAUUAAAACCGCAUCUUCCGAAAGCGGAAGUGUCUCCAGCAGUGCAAGCGCCUCCAGCAGUUCAAGCUCGAUGAGCGGGAAUAACAUGGGUGCUAACGCUAUUGCAAACUGGCGUUUGACCGCUUUAUGUUUUAUUCUAGGUUACAUCUUAUAG